This is a messenger RNA of Morchella sextelata, 354 nucleotides long. RefSeq lists its product as uncharacterized. The transcript is spliced from 7 exons. Bases 1 to 354 code for a protein of 117 amino acids. Lineage: Eukaryota; Fungi; Ascomycota; Pezizomycetes; Pezizales; Morchellaceae. The record is from RefSeq and is a predicted model, not a curated record.
AUGAUGCUUCAUUCCCCUAGGCAUCCGAGUCCUCAUGGAUUCUCUCUACAUAUCCUAUGUAUCAUCGCAUUGAGAUACUUUAAGUCCAGACUGGAAGACUUCUCGGGUCCAAACCUUUCAAGUCGACCAAACACCCAGAAACAACGAGUAGAUGUUAAACACACCUCUUCUGUUAUCGAUCCGAUAAAUACUGGUUUCACCGCACCUACCAUAGGGGAAUAUACUAGUAAUCAAUAUACCUCUCAUGAUGGGUACUUGAGAACCUCCGUACUUGAUGGUGCUAGUAGAUCGGGUCCUACUAAAGCCGCAGUAACGAAGCUAUACCGCUUGGAACCGAACAGUAAUUCCGGUUAA